CAGUCAAUGACGGAGCAGUCACUACCUGUCAGCUCCAAUGGAUCAUGCGCAAGCAUGAAAAAGAGAUGUUAGAGCUAAAGGCUUCAAUUCAGUCAUUGAGUCUAGCAAUGCAGACGCUUGAGGACCGUAUCGUUGGUCGAAUUCUUAAUGGCCUUAAAUCACAAAGCGGUCCAUCUCACAGUGCUGCUCUGAAGCACGAUGUGCUGAUAAUGGACAGCAUCAUGAUCGUGGUGUUGACAUUGACGACGACAUUUUUGGUGCUGACGAAGAGCACGUAACUCAUGUCGAUGACAUCGUUAAUGAAGCUGUGGUAGUGGAUGUCACCCUUCCAUCAGAUGAUGCUGAAUGAGAGCAUGUUCCUUUGCCCGAGUCCAUUAUCGAUGCAUCUGCUGGAGGGGACGAGGAGCUUGACUCAAUCAUGGCUGAAGGAGAGCAUCUUCCUCCGGUCAAUAUAUUCGUCAAUGCAGCAGCAGGAGUUAUCGUUGAUUAUCAUGAGAGCACUCAUGAUGCAGUUGAGAUACGGUCGUCGUCACUAGAGUCAUCUGUUGUCCAUCAUGGUGCAUCAGAAGUUUCAGACCCAACUGAGCUGGCACGGUUGAAAAUGGCUAACAAAUACAUGGCAAGCCCAUUCGUCGACCCUUUAGUGACCCGUCGAGAUGUGAUGGAUAAAAUCGUAGAAGACUAUGAAGCUUUCAAGAAAGACGAGUCUGCGAGGCAUAACGUCGGCAUCUUAAGGGAUCAAGGGGCUGACUUUUUCAUAACCUUAGAGGAUCCCAAUGAGAAAAUGACAAGUGAACAUAUUGACGCAUGCCUCAACCUACUCUGCAAGCGAAUGACAGGGCCGAAGUCGAAGUUGUACACUACCCGUGCAUGCAUGGUUGACAUGAUAUUCUUCGACACCAUACGUAUGCUACACACUGAAUUUCCAACAGAAAAUGCCUAGGCCACAAUGCAAAUUCCAGAUGAGUUGCGGGGUAUGUAGAGGGUGAAAUGCCAACAUACGCCAAAAAAUGGGAAGAUGUGAAUUUCAUCCUCGUGCCUUGCAACGUUGGUGGGCAUUGGGUGGUUGUGAAGAUCGACUUGGUGAGGUAGACGAUCAAAGUGGUGGACUCAGCAAGAACUUUGAAUGCUAAGGAUAACGGAGUUCGUGCAGGUCAAAUGACACCCUUGACGACAAUGAUGCCAUUCAUCUGCCACCAAGUCGGUUAUUUCAACAACAUACGUCGGAAGAGACGGGAUUUGACGUCGAUGUCAUUGGAUAUUCAUUUGCCAAAAGCCAAAGUGCAUCGGCAUAAUGAUAGUGUCAGCUGCGGUAUGUUCAUGAUAGGGUACAUGGACCAUAUUGUGCAAUAAAAAAAGAUCAAAAUUAAGCAGAAUAUGAUUGCAAAAAUGCGUCGGCAAUAUGCUCUAGAAAUUUUUUCCAAUAGUUGUGAGAGUGAACCCUGAACAUA
Messenger RNA from Theobroma cacao (cacao), 1451 nucleotides. The record is from RefSeq and is a predicted model, not a curated record. Lineage: Eukaryota; Viridiplantae; Streptophyta; Magnoliopsida; Malvales; Malvaceae.